Molecule: messenger RNA, 2511 nt
Organism: Ricinus communis (castor bean)
Lineage: Eukaryota; Viridiplantae; Streptophyta; Magnoliopsida; Malpighiales; Euphorbiaceae
Product: cation/H(+) antiporter 15-like
Exons: 3
Coding region: 38-2422 (794 amino acids)
Biological process (GO): regulation of pH; proton transmembrane transport
Cellular component (GO): membrane; endomembrane system
Molecular function (GO): antiporter activity
Source: RefSeq, a predicted model, not a curated record
AUGAUUUCUUUGUAGAAAACAAGGUUUCAGCUAUACAAUGGAUGCCUCAGAAUCCGUUGUUAAUACAAGUGCAGAUUGUUUUGACUACGUCAGAGUUUUCUCCAAUGGCAUAUGGAAUGAAAAAAAAGGAGAAACUAUUCUCCAACAUUCCUUUGUGCGUUUCCAACUUCAAUUAGUUGUAUUGGUCUUUAUUUCCCAUUUAUUUUACUUGUUCUUCAGGCGUUUUCAAUUCCCUCGACUCACCUCUGAUGUUUUGGCAGGUAUUUUCUUGGGACCAACAUUUCUUGAAAGGUACUUUCCUGAUGUAUCAGAAAAAUUGUUUCCUCCGAUACUUAAUCAAGCUUUUGGUGCAUUGUUAAAAAUUGGAUACGUUCUGUUCACAUUCCUAGCAGGAGUGAGGACGGAUCCAAAAUUGAUACGCAGAUCAGGGAAAAACGUUGUCAUAUUGGCACUUCUUAUAUUUGCAUUCCCUUACAUAAUGUUACAAACGUUAGAGAUAACAUUCAAUCAAAAGUUAAAUAUAGGUCCUCCAGCGAGAAGUGCAAUCCAAAAUAAUGCUGAUCUCUAUGUAGGUUCAUUCACGGCGAGCCAGUUUGUGGAUGCCAGUGCUAUUCUGAUGCAACUUAAGAUAAGUAAUUCUCGAAUAGGUCAUAUGGCAUUGGCAACGACGUUGAUAAAUGAUAUAUCAAGGUACUUUUACCAUAAUAUCGUGGCUGCAACUUUGAACAGAUUACUGUAUGCAUCAUCAGUGAGGGUUGGGAUUCUGUUCUUUAUUCAUCUGAUGUUGUAUAUGGGAUUUAUACUGUUCGUGGUGCGGCGAGCGAUUUUCUGGUUCAUUAGAACAACUCCAGAAGGGAAACCCAUAAGAGAUAUAUACAUGAAUAGUAUCAUAGCAGUAGUGUUAGUUUUAGCACUAAUCGGUGAUCGUUUAGGAAUGGAUUUUCUUUUGGGUCCUUUGGUAGUGGGUUUGAUAAUCCCAGCAGGGUCUCCAUUAGCAAUAACUAUUACCUCAAAGUUUGACACCGUCGUCUUAGGUUUGCUUAUCCCACUAUUGUCUACCUACUGUGCCACCAAAUUGGAUUUAUGGGAAUUUUUUACCCAUUUUAGUUAUGUUCUCAACUUUCAAAUGGCUUUUAUUGGUUACAUGUUCAAGUUGCUGGCAACUUUUAUCUUCGUACUGGCUGUCAAGAUUAAUCUCGAAGAAGCUGUCGUUCUUGCACUCAUCUUGAAUGUCAAAGGACCUCGCGAGAUGGGAACAUUCUUUUUAUUCUUUAACAUUGAGACAAGGGAUUUAGAGAGUACAAGUGGAAUUUUGCUAAUAUUCUUGAUAACAUCGUAUAUACCACCGUUGAUCAAAAUGCUCUAUGAUCCAAGUAAGCAUUACGUAGGCUAUAAGAAAAAAUGCAUUCAACAUACUCCAAAUGAUGCAAAGCUGGAGAUAUUAGCCUGCGCAAAUAAACAAGAGGAUGCCUUGUCUGCAAUCAGAUUGUUAGAACUUUCCAAUCCUAGCAAAGAAAGUCCAAUGACUGUUUAUGGACUUUGCUUGGAAGAACUUCUUGGCAGUGACGCGCCUUACACAAUCAAUCAUCAAUUCGGCCAAAAGAAAUCUGCUUCUAGAGGAUCUCGAUCGCAACCCAUCGUCGAUAUCUUCAAAUACUUCAUGUUAGAGCACGAAAAUGAAGCUCUAGUAGAAGUAUACAUUGCAGUAUCACCUCUGAAGUCAAUGCACGAAGACAUUUGUUGGCAGGCAUUCGACAAGACAUGUUCUUUAAUAGUACUGCCAUUUCAUCAGAAAUGGAACAAUAGAGGGAAUUUAGUUUCAAACAGCAGUGAAUUGAGAAACCUGAACAUUAAUGUGUUGGAAAGAGCACCUUGUUCAGUAGGAAUCCUAAUUGAUCGUAGCAGAAGCCAAGGUCUAUCGUCUAUAUUCGCUCCAUCGCCAAUUUAUCGUGUCGCUGUAUUGUUUGUGGGAGGAAAAGAUGAUAGAGAAGCAUUGGCUUAUGCAUUAAGAAUGGCAGGUAGUCGAAAAGUGCAACUAACAGUAUUGUGUUUUAUCACACCUGAUGAUACCAACACCAUUAAUACUUGGGAAGAUAUGCUUGAUCAUGAAGCUUUACGAAAACUGAAACACGCAAUGUCAAUGACUAAUAGUAAUAUUAAGUACAUAGAAGAGACAGUAGGAGAAGGAUCUGACGCAGCUGCUAUAGUUCGAUCCGCACAGGAAAAUUAUGAUCUUAUAUUAGUAGGCUGUCGACAUGAAAGUAAACCUGAAGCAAUAUCAGGAUUAUCACAAUGGACAGAAUUUCCAGAAUUAGGAGCCUUAGGUGAUCAACUUGCUACUUCAGAAAUUACUACUUCAGUUUCCAUCUUAGUUGUUCAACAACAAAUCUUGAAAGCAAGUCAUAGCAGUGUUUUGAAUUAGUGAUUUGUUAUGGGGAACUUGUAUUGUAAUGUAACCAAUGUACUCAAAACAAUUAAGCACUUGUAAGAGGAGUUACUAGGAUAAUUCUC